Pezoporus occidentalis (night parrot) is the source of this 808-nucleotide messenger RNA. RefSeq names its product purine rich element binding protein B (gene PURB). NCBI's taxonomy places the organism in Eukaryota, Metazoa, Chordata, Aves, Psittaciformes, Psittacidae. Gene Ontology annotation, molecular function: DNA-binding transcription factor activity, RNA polymerase II-specific; purine-rich negative regulatory element binding; RNA polymerase II transcription regulatory region sequence-specific DNA binding. The transcript has a single exon. The annotation marks the transcript as partial. The record is from RefSeq and is a predicted model, not a curated record. Gene Ontology annotation, cellular component: nucleus. Gene Ontology annotation, biological process: regulation of transcription by RNA polymerase II.
CAGCUCGGCCCCUCCAGCCCCGAGCAGCUCGCCCAGGCCGCCGGCCCCCCCGGCGAGGACGGCGCCGGCCCCGGCCCGCGCCGCGCCCUCAAGAGCGAGUUCCUGGUGCGGGAGAACCGCAAGUACUACCUGGACCUGAAGGAGAACCAGCGCGGCCGCUUCCUCCGCAUCCGCCAGACCGUGAACCGCGGGCCCGGCGGCCCGGGGGGGUUCCCGGGCGGGCCCCCCGGCCUGCAGAGCGGGCAGACCAUCGCGCUGCCGGCGCAGGGCCUCAUCGAGUUCCGCGAUGCGCUGGCCAAGCUCAUCGACGACUACGGAGGGGAGGAGGACGAGCUGGGCGGCCCCGGCGGCGGCGGCCCCGGAGGGGGGGGGCUCUACGGGGAGCUGCCCGAGGGCACGUCCAUCACGGUGGACUCGAAGCGCUUCUUCUUCGACGUGGGCUGCAACAAGUACGGGGUGUUCCUGCGGGUGAGCGAGGUGAAGCCGUCCUACCGCAACGCCAUCACCGUCCCCUACAAGGCUUGGGCCAAGUUCGGCGGCGCCUUCUGCCGCUACGCCGAGGAGAUGCGCGACAUCCAGGAGCGCCAGCGGGACAAGCUCUACGACCGCCGCGCCGGACCCCCCGGCCCCGGCAGCGGCAGCGGCGCCGGCGACGACUCGGACGGCGACGACGUGGACGACGACUGAGCCCCGGAUCCCGCCGCCGGCCCCUUCCCCGACACCCUCGAAUCCACACACACCCCACACCCCCCCCUCCUUUCCCGGAACCGACACCCCCCCAACGCCACCGGAGAGAGGGAGAGCCCGG